Molecule: messenger RNA, 810 nt
Organism: Penicillium odoratum
Lineage: Eukaryota; Fungi; Ascomycota; Eurotiomycetes; Eurotiales; Aspergillaceae
Exons: 2
Coding region: 1-810 (269 amino acids)
Source: RefSeq, a predicted model, not a curated record
AUGCAAGUCCUUCUUCUCGGUGGCCACGGUAAAGUCGCCCUAUACCUUACCCCACUUCUCCUCAACCGCGCGUGGAACGUCACCAGCGUCGUACGCAACCCCGACCACGAGAGCGAGAUCCUAGAGCUCGGUAAAGGCCGGAAAGGCAAGCUCAAUGUAUUGAUCUCUAGUCUGGAUGACAUCAAAAGCGACAAUGAUGCCCAGAAAAUCCUCGAAGCGACCAAACCCGACUACGUAGUCUGGUCAGCCGGAGCCGGCGGUAAAGGCGGUCCAGCGCGCACAAUAGCCAUCGAUCAAGAAGCCGCAAAACACUUCAUUGGCGCCGCUUUCGCCUCAACAAGCAUCUCCAAAUUCCUAAUGGUUUCCUGGAUAGGUAGUCGUCACAAACAACCAACUUGGAUGUCUGACGAUGCCUGGGAAAGUAUCAUGGUCACCAAGACUGAGACGCUACCCACUUACGCAGCUGCCAAGCUUGAAGCCGACGAGUACAUGACCGCUCUAGCGGCGAAGCGUAAGAAGGAGUCUCGCCCAUUCCAGGCUAUUAACCUGCGACCUGGUAUGUUGAAGGAUGCACCUGCGACGAGGAAGGUCGAGCUGGGUAUCACUGGCCAGGCGAGGGGCAGUGUGACGAGGGAGGAUGUAGCUAUUGUUGCAGAUCAGUUGCUUGCGCGGGCUGAUGUUGAGGGAUGGAUUGAUCUUGUUAAUGGAGAUGUGGAUGUUGAGGAGGCUGUUGAGAGGGUUGCGAAUGAGAAGAUUGAUGCUGUUCAGGGUGAGGAUGUUGAUGGAAUGGUGAAGAGGUUUUUCCCUUGA